ACCGUUUUUCCUGAAUUCCGCCGUUCAUAAUCUCCACCGCAUUCGCAUUGUCUCCAGUCUCCAGAGAUUUCCUAAAUGGCACCGAAGGCGGAGAAAAAGCCAGCCGAGAAGAAGCCGGCCGGGGCGGAGAAGAUCAUCAAGGAAGGAGGCGUAUCCGAUUCGAAGAAGAAGAAGGUGAAGAAGAGCAGCGAGACGUAUAAGAUUUACAUAUUUAAGGUUCUGAAACAGGUGCAUCCAGACAUCGGAAUCUCGAGUAAGGCUAUGGGGAUUAUGAACAGUUUCAUCAACGAUAUCUUCGAGAAGCUCGCGAUGGAGGCGUCGCGGCUCGCGCGUUACAAUAAGAAGCCGACGAUUACGUCGCGCGAGAUCCAGACCGCCGUGAGGCUUGUUUUGCCUGGUGAGUUGGCUAAACACGCCGUUUCCGAAGGUACGAAGGCUGUGACUAAAUUCACCAGUUCGUAGAAUAUUUGUUGUUUGUUACGAUUUUCUUAAUUGUUAUACGUCAGAUAGAAUUGUCGAAGGAAAAUGCUAUGGAUUUAGGGGCUUAUACGUGUGUUUGUUCAUCUGGACUAACAAAUGUUGAAUAACUGCUCUUUUUUUUUUUUUCAAUUUUUUCCCCCAAUAAUAAA
Molecule: messenger RNA, 629 nt
Organism: Andrographis paniculata
Lineage: Eukaryota; Viridiplantae; Streptophyta; Magnoliopsida; Lamiales; Acanthaceae
Product: histone H2B.9
Exons: 1
Coding region: 76-462 (128 amino acids)
Biological process (GO): nucleosome assembly
Cellular component (GO): nucleosome
Molecular function (GO): structural constituent of chromatin; DNA binding; protein heterodimerization activity
Source: RefSeq, a predicted model, not a curated record